Lepus europaeus (European hare) is the source of this 793-nucleotide messenger RNA. It is a transcript of the gene KCNIP1, whose product is annotated as potassium voltage-gated channel interacting protein 1. The record is from RefSeq and is a predicted model, not a curated record. Gene Ontology annotation, biological process: regulation of potassium ion transmembrane transport. Gene Ontology annotation, cellular component: voltage-gated potassium channel complex. The coding region runs from base 1 to 741 and encodes 246 amino acids. The transcript has 8 exons. Gene Ontology annotation, molecular function: potassium channel regulator activity; calcium ion binding; transmembrane transporter binding. Lineage: Eukaryota; Metazoa; Chordata; Mammalia; Lagomorpha; Leporidae.
AUGGGGGCCGUCAUGGGCACCUUCUCAUCUCUGCAAACCAAACAAAGGCGACCCUCCAAAGAUAAGAUUGAAGAUGAGCUAGAGAUGACCAUGGUCUGCCAUCGGCCUGAGGGACUGGAGCAGCUGGAGGCCCAGACCAACUUCACCAAGAGGGAGCUGCAAGUCCUUUACCGAGGCUUCAAAAACGAGUGCCCCAGCGGUGUCGUCAACGAAGAAACUUUCAAGCAGAUCUACGCUCAGUUUUUCCCCCACGGAGGUGAGUCCAUCCUGGAAGACGCUCCUGCCCGGCUCCCCCUGGCGGCUGCUUUCCUCCCGCCAACACUGCCCUUCCCUCUCUGCCUUGCAGAUGCCAGCACGUACGCCCAUUACCUCUUCAAUGCCUUCGACACCACCCAGACAGGCUCCGUGAAGUUCGAGGACUUUGUAACUGCUCUGUCGAUUUUGCUGAGAGGAACUGUCCAUGAGAAACUCAGGUGGACAUUCAAUUUGUAUGACAUCAAUAAAGACGGAUACAUAAACAAAGAGGAGAUGAUGGACAUUGUCAAAGCCAUCUACGACAUGAUGGGGAAAUACACAUAUCCCGUGCUCAAAGAGGACACUCCGAGGCAGCACGUGGACGUCUUCUUCCAGAAAAUGGACAAAAAUAAAGAUGGCAUCGUGACUUUAGAUGAAUUUCUUGAAUCCUGUCAGGAGGAUGACAACAUCAUGAGGUCUCUCCAGCUGUUCCAAAAUGUCAUGUGACCAGGGACACAGCCACCCAGCUCUCAGAGACACUGGACUAAACAGCCACCCA